Messenger RNA from Lepisosteus oculatus (spotted gar), 8959 nucleotides. NCBI's taxonomy places the organism in Eukaryota, Metazoa, Chordata, Actinopteri, Semionotiformes, Lepisosteidae. The record is from RefSeq and is a predicted model, not a curated record.
AUAGGUCUUUCUCAUUUUCCCUUCAAAAGGUCACUGCAAGUACAAACCUGAUCAGGGAGCCAUCGUCUCAUGGCAGAAUGUUUUGAAUGGACACAAUCUAGAAGUGGAGUUGUCAAAGGUGGUGGUUCUUCUCCUGUACUACUCCAACAUGUGCACCAGUCUGCAGGGAUUUGAGAACCUGAACUACAAGACACAGGCUGAGUUAGCAUCUGUCCUUCGCUUUGUUCUCGAUAAUGAGGACAGUCUUUCUUUGAAUGACAACCUGGAGAAUUUUCUUAAGAGAAAAGUCAAGUUUGCUCUGUCCAGUGUUUCCAGCCUCUCCAGUAUCAGUGAUGAGGAUUCCCCUGUUUUCACAAGGAAAAGGAAGCCUGAAGUACAGUUUGUGGACCUUCAGACUGUGGCUUCAAGCUCAGUGAGCUCUCCCAUCCAGGACAUACUGAAGACACCUCAGUUCCAGCUGCGCAAAUUGCGUAAACAGCUAGCUGAGGAGAGGAAUAUGAGAGACGAGUUGGAGCUGGAAUUAGCCAACAGUAAUAAGAUCAUCACUGAGAGAGAGACCCAGCUGUCCCUUCUGCAGCAGAGAGUUCAGAGGCUAAUGAGACAGAGCAAUGAGCAAAGUCAAGAGUCCAAUGAGCUGGAGGAUCUGAGGAUCAAAAAUGAAAGUCUGCUGAAGAGGUUGCAAGACAUCCUAAAGCAGUGCCAGGAUCUGAAAACCAACAAAGGCCAGAUGGAGAGGAAGAUUGACCAGCUGACGGAAGAAAACGGAAAUCUGUCUUUCCAAAUGCGUGAUGUGCUGGAUCGACUCACGAAGGCCCAAGCAGCCGUGGACAAGCUGAGUGAUGAGCAAGAGAUCUCUGUAAAAGAAUGGGAGUCCAGACGAGUUUCCCUGGAGAGCGAGCUCAACCAGGCCAUCGCAAAUAAGGAGGAUUUGUCUGAACAAAUUCUGAUUCUUCAAGGGAAAAUCUCCUUACUUGAAGACCAGCUCAGUAAGGCACAGUCUCAACAUAGGGAAGAAGGAGAAGUCAUGGGAGAUGUGUUGAAGAUGGAGAGUUUGAGACAGGAGGUGGCUGACCUUGCUGUUAAGGUGUCCCAGCUUGAAGAUGUUAUCGCUAGGCUGGAAGAGGAGAAAUCGCAGACUCAGAUGGAGCUGAAUACUGAAAGAAUCAAGUUUGAAAAUGAGAAAUCCCAUCUAGAUGGGGUCAUCUCUGGGCUGCAGCAGACCCUCUCGGACCUCAAGUGUGAGAAGGAAACGCUAGAGAGAACCUCAAGAGAACGACAAGAGCAACUUACUAACCAGAUCGAGACUUUAAAUAUGGAGAUUGCUAAACUGAGUGAUAUCGUGCACCAGAGAGAGCUUGAGGUGAAAGAAAUGGAGAAGCAGGAGCAAGCUGCGCGGGAGACUAUCGAUGGAUUGAACAAACAGGUAGAUGAUCUUGGUGAUGCUCUAAGACUGAAAGAAGAGGAAGCUGUGUCCAAUGCCCAGCAAUGGAACUUGGAGAGGCAAGAAAGCUCUCGCAGAGAGAAUUCCUUGCAAGAGGCAUCUGUGACGGCUGCAAGAGAGAGAGAUGCUGCUUUGGCUGAAUACCAUCAUUUUCAAAAGGCAAAAGAAGAAGAAAUUGAACAACUUGGACAGCAGAUCCUCACACUCGAAGAUCAUCAGAGGACUCACCAGAGUCUUAUCUCGGAGCUGAGGGAAGAGAAGCAGGUCCUGGAGGUGAAAGUCGCUGCUUUGGAGGCUGCUGUCACUGAGCUGCGCUCCAAGUGCCAGAGCCUGGAGUUUGAGAAUGAAGCUGAACGAUCCAGUCAUAUUCAAACAGUUGAAUCUUUGACAACAAGACUUCAAGAUACAGAGAGGACCCUUCACGAUUAUAAAGGAAAGCUGGCCCAUCAAUCAAGCAUAGCUGAAGAGAAUAAUAAACUCCAUCAUCAGCUAGCUGCUCUGGAGGAGACUGUGGUAAAUCUGCGAGCUGAAUUGGAAGCUGAGAGGAAAAGGUUUGAAGAAACUCGUGUUACUGAUCUACAGAGGAUCUCCCAGAUGGGAGAGGAGGUCCAGGAUCUGGCAAGUAAGAACCAGAGAAUGUCUGCUGAGUUGGAGCUUGUCCAAAAGGAGCUUUUGAAAGAGAAGCAGGGAAAAUUGACAGCAGAAUCCAGUCUGGAAAACCUCAGGGAAGAAGGCAUUGUUGUGACAACAAAACUGACCACAGAGCGAGAUCAAGCAUAUUUCGUUAUCAAGGAGAAAGAACAGGCAAUUCAGAAGCUGAAUUCUGAGGUGGGAGCUCUUGAAGGUAAGCUGGCUCUGACGGAAGAAACCAAGAUCCAGGAACUGGCAGCAAAAAAGGAGGAAAUUGAAAGGCUUAUCAGCAAAACUGAGCAAUCCUUGUUGGAACUAGAAACUGUCAAAAAGGCAAAAGAGAACGCAGACGUUCAUCUUCAGUCAACCAUUGAAGAACACCAGAAUCAACUCUCUACUCUGAGUCAGGAGUUAAAUGAUGUCCGGGCAACUUUAAAACAGAAGGAAUCAAAACUGGAAGCCUUACAGGCAGAACUGCUCUUGAAACAAGAGGAACUAAAGACCCAACAAGAAUGUAUUCUCCAUCUGCAGAAAGAGAGCUUGGUGCUUGGGGAACUCAAGAAACGCUUAGCUGAUGAAGUGCAAGGAACUUUGAUUUAUAAGCAGGAGGCAGAAGAUAAAGAAAAAGAAGUUGUCCACUUAAAAGCCCUACUAACUGCAAAGGAAAAUGAGAUCAAGUCCUUUCUUCAGAGCAUCCAGACUGGAGAAGAGAGGUCUUCUGCUAUACAGGCUCUACUGGAAAAGAGGGAGGAGGAAAUCAAGUCACUACAAUCAAGGGUUUUAGAACUAGAGCAAGCUUGUGCAGAGCAAAAGCAACAUAUCUCUGCAUUGGAAAAGGAAUUGGCAGAAGCUCAAAGGCUGGUGGUAGAAAAGACUUCAGCCUUUGAAGCUCAGACAUCACAGCUUCUGGAUCAACAUCAAGACAGAGUGGUCUCCUUAGAACAAUGUUUGGAGUCUUCAGAAUCAAUCUGCAGUGAACAGAAGAGACAGGUGGAUAAACUGUCCAAAGAACUGGAAGAGGUUCGCUCCUUGUUUGAAAUCCGUGAGACUGCCUUAAAAGAAGAAAGGACUAGUUUACAGCUAGAGAUUGAGAAACAAAAAAGAGAACUGGAUGUGCUGAAACUGGAAGAGCAACAGGAGAGAGAUUGCUUGAAAAAUCAAGUAGUUGCUACAGUGGAAGAAUUACAAAAGCUCCAAGCAGAAUCUCUUGUUGCGUCCUCCCUUAUUUCAGAGAAAGACAAUGAGCUAGAAGAUUUAAAAAAGGAACUUCAGGAUGUAAAUGGAAAACUGCAGGUGUUACAAUACCGGGAUGAUGAGAGAACAAAGUUGACAGACGCCAAGGAAAUCCAAAGCAAAGAACUAGAGAACACCAUAGAGCAGCUCCGUGGAGACGUCCUGGCUGCUUCAUCACUUGCUUCUGAGAAACAAGGGACAAUGGAGUCACUAGAAAAGGAACUUAAUUCCUUAAAACAGGAUAUAGAAAAACAAAGAGAGAGAGAGCUCUUGUCUUGCCAAGCAGUAGCUGCCGAAGAAUCCAAGUGCAGACAGCUGGAGGCGACAAUAUCCCAGCUCCGUUCAGAAGUUAAUGCGGCUUCGUCCCUUGUCUCUGAAAGGGAACUGGAGCUCACCUCACUCCAGGAGGAAAUCAAGAAGCUGAAAGAGCAAGAAGACCUGAGAAGCCAGGAAGCUGCUAAAGUGAAAGCUCAGCAAAAAGAGUUGCAGGGAACCAUAGAAAGACUCCAGACAGAAGUCCAAGUUGCUACCUCUUGUGCUGCAGAAAAAGAACAGCUGGCUAGGACUUUACAGAACAAAAUUGAUGCCCUGCAGCAGGAGAUGGGGGAGAAAGACAUAUUACGAUGCCGUGCUGUUUCUGAAGAGGAAUCUUGCCGCCGAGUGUUGGAAGACAAAGUGACCCAGCUUGAGGCUCAAGUUCUGAAGGCUUCUUCCCUUGCCUCUGAAAGAGAAUUAAAACUUAAUGCCUUACUCAGUGAAAUAAAGGAGAAGGAUAACUUGAGGAGCCAGGCUAUUUCCACUGAGGAAGCUCAGCAAAACGCGUUGGAGGAAAAGAUCGAAAAAUUGCAGUCAGAACUUCUAGCUGCGACCUCGCUUGCCUCGGAGGGACAAUCUGCGGUGGCACAAUUGCAAGCAGAGCUGAAGGCUUUGAAAGACACACAUGUGCAAUUAAUAGAGAAGGAUGAACUGAGGAGCAAAGCUUCUGCCUGUGAGGAACAUGAGCGCGAGCAGCUUCGAGAAAACAUAGAUAAGCUUCAGGCAGAAGUCCUUGCUGCCUCUGCUUUAGCUGCUGAAAGAGAACAGAGAGCAGACACCUUCCAGAAGAAACUUGAUGCUCUGCAGCAGGAAAAUGAGGAGAGAGACUUCUUGAGAUGCAGAGCAAUUGCUGCAGAGGAGGCCCAGCGCAAGGAGCUAGAAGAAACAAUAGUUAAUCUGAAGAACGAAAUGUUGUCGGCUUCCUCCCCCUCAUUUCAGCUUGAAAAUGAGAAACUGGUCACCGAAAAAGAAGCUUUACGAAAGGAAUUGAGCAAGGCUGAAGCAGAGCUGUCCGAUGUACGUCUGGAGCUGACAAAAGCCCAGACUCUUAUCGCCGAGUUGCUACCAGCUAAACGAAAGUGCCAGCAGCAGCAAGCUGAGCUCUGCCUGGCGCAGGCCAAACACCAGGAGGAACUGGAGCAAAGAGAGAGGGCUGUAGCUGCCUUGGAGGACGACUUGCAGCAGGUCAAGGAAGAACUGUCCACGCUCCGCCCACUGAGAGAGAUGACUUCAGAGCAAGACCGCGCCAUCCAGAAACUGCAGGAGGAGAACGCCGCCCACAAAGGGCAGGUCUGCAAGCUGCAGCAGAUCAACAGCCAGCUGACGAGCGAGAACCUGGAGAUCUGCUCCGAAUCCAGCCUCGGAGCGCGCCGUUUCGAUGCCGAGCUGGCCGUGGAGAGAGAGUCCCACUCCUUCGCCCUGGAGAAAGUCCGAACGGAGUACCAGAAACAGAUCGCAGCUCUGAAGGAAGAUGUCCUGGAAGGCAAGAAACGCCAAGACGUCCUGACGGAGAAGUACGAAAGCAUCAAGAAGAAAGUGCUGAGUGACAGGCAGAAGUUCCAGGACGAGAGGCAGAAGUUGGUUAUUCAGGUUGAGGAUAUGCAGAAGUUUCUGGAUUCAGAAACAUCAAAGGUAGAUGAGCUGAUGGACAGACUUGCCACAGCCAAGUCUGAACAGAACAACGUGAAGGAGCAAAAUGAAGAGCUACAGAAGCAGACCUCUGAGCUGCAGGAGCAGCUGACCCAUAAGGAUGGGGCAUUGGAGCACUACAAGGCACAGGUGGAGAAAGCCAAGACUCACUAUGGUGCCAAAAAGCAGCAGCUGCAGGAGGCCACUGAGCAGAUCCAGGCCCUGGAGAAGAAGCUGGAAGGGAGCCAGCAGGAGAACAACACUUUGAAAGCCGAGCAGAAGCAGCUGGUGACAGAGCUGCAACAGGCCCAGCUCUCCAUCAAGAAAUUGAGCUCCAAAGUCAGCAGUCUGCAGGCUCAGGUGGACCUGGCAGACAGGCAGCUGCGAGAGCAGAAGUUCCAGGCUGGCAGUAACACUACAAAGAACCACGUGUCCGAAUGUUCUGAUGUCCCAGAAAAGACACAGGAAACCAGUAAAGACAGCCUGGAUCUCAGUCUGGAUGACUCCCUCAACUCUACCAGGAAACCGUCCACCUCAACAGACAAGACGACCCCGCCGGUGAGGAGCUCGGAGCGCCUGGCAGCGAAACGCCGCCUCUUAAGUGGGGAGUCCCUAGAGACGCUCUACUUCACCCCCAUGAUGGUGCGUGCCGAAUCCAAGCUGGAGAGCAGCAUCGCCUCCCUGGGGGAGCUCACCCUCGACUCGGCCAAAAAGUCACGCUCGGCACGCCGCCGCACCACGCAGAUCAUCAACAUCACCCUCACAAAGAAGACCCCUGGAGCACCAGAGCCUGAGAGUGUUAAUUCCUCCUUCUAUAGUCUCCAGUCAGCUCAGUCCCAUCCCAACCUGUUCACUCAGACACAGAAGAGUCGCCCUGUCUCCAUGGCCUCGCUGUCCUCACGCCUGAACGCAUCCCAGGAGUUCCUCGACAAUGAGAUCUCUGCCAGCGAAUCGCUCUUCAACCUUCCUGGCUAUCGCCCUGGCGCUGCCAGCACUGUCACUGCUCGCCGGAGCACAAACGCAUUUGUAGCUGGUGCUCAGAAUGAACCCGAGCACACGGAGGACUGGAUGCGCAUUGCAGAAUUGCAGACCCGCAACAAAUCCUGUCUUCCACAUCUCAAGUCAAGCUACCCGCUGGAGAACAGGCCCAGCAUCAAUAUCCCUUCCUUCUGCAUCUCGGACGAUGACGUGAAACUGGGAGACCCUGACGAGACCAUCCGCCGAGCCUCCAUGCUGCCUGGGCAGCUCAAUGAAACUUUGGCAUCCCAUCGCAUGUCAAUGCUCCCUGGGCAGAUUCCUGCUCAUCGCAUGACCAUGCUUCCUGGCCAGAUCAGCGAGGGCCUGUCUUCUCAUCGAGCCUCCAUGCUGCCUCAGCCUUCCACCCAAUACAGCUGGCGGGCCACUGGAGACGUUUCCCAGCAGCUAAAGCGCUGCUCGAAUGUGCCGCAGGAAGGAGGAGAUACUCCUGAGUCCAAGAAGAUGAUGACUGCCUGCUUCCCAAGGCCUAUGACGCCCAAAGACAAGAAUGACCGGCGUUUCACUGUCCAGAAUGCCCAGAACAGGCCACCCAGCUGUCAGGACGGACGCCGGGAGUCGGUGAUGUUUUCGGUCGCCAACACGCCAAAGAAGAAGGGAGGCAGCCUCCUCCAGAGGAGCAUGAGCAAAAUUAGGAACAGCACCAGGAAGUCUCCCGGUUUCGCCAGCAAAACCCCCCGCAGAUCUCCACGGAUCAGCAGCAGCAAAUCUCCCAAGAAUGCUGCAAGCAUAAAGAAGACACCUGAAGGGGGACACCUGGAAUAAAAACUCCCAGAUGAAGAUGAGUCGUAAGCCAAUGAAAAACAUGAAGAUAUAAUAAUCUGCAGUGAUGAAGCCAGCCAGGUGACUGAGUGGAAGGGAAGAUUAGGGUGAACUUUACAUUGUCUCUCACAAAACCCUUCUGACCUUGGCUUUUCAGUGGAACACGGCCACAUGAUAUCCAAAACAAUCCUGUUCCUCCAGAAGUGUAAACCUGACCAUACAUUGAUUCCUUUCUCGCCUUCCGGAAUUCAUGGGCUAUCCCUCAGGGUCGGAAACAGUUGAACCUUUGACAUAAUUCUGUCAAGCAAAAUUAAGGCCAUAGGAAGGGAGAUCUCAACAUUCCAGGGUCAAUAUGUAAUUGAAUUACAAUACUGGGAAAACUUAAGUCUACCCUCCUUCACUUUCAUGCCCCCUGUAAAAUAUUUUUUAUUAUGCAGUAUAGUUAGUGCUUAAACUUAAUUAUAAAUAAAUGUUUUUUGCACAUUUGUACUUUGUGAAGUCGCUGACCAUUUUCACUCUUAAAUAAUGUGGAACAACAAGAGGUAUAGAAAGCCAGUGUCCCUUUUGUAUUUAAGCAAAACAGAACUCUUGCUUGAGGGCCUAAAUGUCCUAGUUAUUUUGGAUGACUAUUUCAAAAGGCUAGAAUUUUUAAAGGCUAUUCAUAUUUAUGUAAACUGGUCUAUUUUAUAGACCAGACAUUAUCCAGACUUUUUUUUUUUACUUUUUAAAUGUCUUAUCUCACAAACUUUACGAUUUGUUUUUGAAAUGGAAAUUGGGGACUUCAGAAAGCCCAUGAUGUUUGCAUAAACUAUGAGCCACCACAAUAUGCUAGUCAUUGAUGGACAAUGAUUGGAAAUUGUAAAAUUUUAGGGGAAUAAAACCUAACUCAAUCGGUAGUGAGUAUGGAAUUUAAAUAUUUUUUGUUUUCAAACUUUUUAUCAGUGAGGCAAACAUGUUGGGCUAUUUUCAACAAAUCCUACCAUGUCAUGCAAAUCACUUUUUCUUUCCCUAAUACAAAAAAAUGGUGUAGUUUAAUUUCACUGUUAAAUUAACAUUCCUAAAGGCAUUCUAACAUUUUUAUUUUAAAACAUUUGUAAUGCCUUUUUUUCCUUUUCUUAAAACAUUUGAGGCAGCACAUGCUAUGCAACUAGAGCCUUUUUGAUUUGUGCCUUUAUAUAUUGUUUUUAUUGCACUCAGACAGUACAGGUAGUAGCUACUGUGUUUCUCACCAUAAAGGGUAGUUCAUUAUAAUGAGGGUCUCUUUUACACUCUGUGUGAAGUAUGAACACCGAAGAGGAACAUGGAAAAACCUUCGGUUUUAAGAGUUUGAUUCCUGUGGAGUUGGUGCAGCGUGACCACAAGCUUUGUGUAGCUGGGAAACAGUCUGUUUCAUACAAGUUAAAAAAACUUUAACUGCUAAAAUUCUCCAGGCAGAACUGUGGGUUUGUUACAAGAACACUGAAACUAAUUACAAACACAUUCGUAGGAGAAAAAAUGGUCCAAAAAUAACUUAUUUAAUGAGGUCAUUAAGUACAAUUUUGCCAAAUAUGUAUGAACACUUUGAUUUUAAAGAACACCUGAAUAUUGGGUUCAGUAUAUAUAGCUAUACUCUUUUUAGUUUUAGGUCACAACAGCUGAGAUUUUAGUCUAAGAUUUCUGUAAGGUUUAUAAUUAGUUUUACACUUUCAGCUUCUGAAGAGAAAGGUGAUUCGAGUGUUGGAUGACUUGCACAAAAUGGGGAUGCAAAUAAUCUCUUUUAAACUCUAGUAGUAUUUUGCUUCCAUUAUUAUCAUAUACAAAGGAAGCUUGCUGCUGACUUUAAUAAUGUACUCCAUCUUGCCUUUUUUCCCUAUUUCUUCACAAUCUGUUUCCCGGUUGUAUAUCAUUCCCUUCCAAUAAAAUGGAAAACAAAAA